CGCCUCCUCGUCACUUCGCGUCUGAGUGCCGUCGCGUGCGGACGUGCGGACCGACCGACGUACCAACGAACGAACAAAACGAACAACCGGACGUACGAGCGAGCGUAGUCGCCGUUGAUCAGCCAGUUGCGCACAGUUUGCGGCGGCAAGGAGGGGUGGUGGACGCCUCUCGGAUCAUCAGUGCACGACUUGACGCCGCGGCGACACACAACGACGACGACGAGGACGACGAGGACGACGACGACGGGGGGGAGAGAGAUCGUCGCCGAUCGCGCGACGCACACGACGCACACGCGUUAGCGCGCGCGCGCGAGCGCGCGCGCUCUCACGCGCCAAGGAGGUGAUCCCGAAGUGACCAGCCGUCGAGUGUCCGCGGCCGCGCGCGCGACGGACGAACUGCCGUGGUCUUCGUGAAGUCUUUCUCUCUCUCUCUCUCUCUAUCGACGGCACGCGUGCACGCGACGACGACGGAUCGAUCGCGCUCAUCGUGACACAUCGAGAACCCGCCGAGAGUUGUGAGAGAUUCCGGAUAUCGGGAAUCUUGUUCUUGUGUGAAACGUUAUACUAACGUACCCCCUUUCCUACGCGCGUACACACGCACCAUCUCCGAGUUACGGCGAAGACGACGACGAGGAGGAGUAGGAGGAGGAGGAGGAGAAGGAAAAGGACAACGUUCCCCGUCGACGACCGGGCCCCGUGCCCCCCUUCCAUGCACCGAGUGGACGACCGCCCGCCGUCAUCGUCGUCGUCGUCGUCGUUGCGAGGAUCAUCGGCCGGCGGCCCUCCCGCCCUCCCAUUCACGGCGCCGUAGUUGAGAUCACGAUGACUAUGGACGUGAGCAAAUCCGAGACGAGUAAAAAUGGUUCGACGCAGCAGGAGUGCGCCGGCUGCGGGAAGACAAUUACGGAGAGGUACCUCCUCAAGGCCCUGGACCUCUACUGGCACGAGGACUGCCUCAAGUGCGGAUGCUGCGACUGUAGGUUAGGCGAGGUCGGCUCUACCCUCUACACCAAAGCUAAUCUUAUCCUCUGUAAGAGGGACUACCUCAGGCUCUUCGGGAACACGGGAUGCUGCGCGGCAUGUAAUAAGCAAAUACCGGCGUUCGAGAUGGUCAUGAGGGCCAGAACGAACGUCUAUCAUCUCGACUGUUUCGCCUGCCAGCAGUGCACUCAUCGGUUUUGCGUAGGCGAUCGGUUUUACUUGUGCGAGAACAAGAUCCUCUGCGAGUACGACUACGAGGAGAGGCUAGCGUUCGCUAAUAUGGCGUUACAGUCGCCCGCCUCAUUAGCAUACAUCAAAAGGCAGCUCCCUCCUACACCAACGCCCCCGAGCCAGAAUAUGCACCCGGGACACAAUCCGCUCCAAGCUCAUCAAGGUCUGGGGCAGCCGGUGGCCCAGCACAAUCACGUGCCCAACGGUCAAAUGUCAGGCACGCCGACGAUGAAUGGGACGACUAUAGGGGUCGGCGGACCGAGGGCGCCGGGCGACAUGAACAACAACGGCUUGUCCGGGCCCGCCCUCGGGCCCGUGAAGCCACCCCCGAUGUCCAUGCAGGCGCCGACCAGCUGAAACGAGGCCUCGCCGCCUCUGAAGAAGCUCAGGUGUCUCAGCGGUUACUAAAAGCUAACGGGGAUUCUCUUCGCUCGUGGAACGUGGAUUUUCCGGACAGUUGAGAGAGAGAGAGAAAGAGAGGUAGAUAGAAGAAAGGUAUACGUUGCACCGCUGAGAAUGAUGGGACGAACAAAAAAGGGACGAUAGAGAGAAAGAACUAGAGAUCGGACGUUAAUCGGGGAAGGGAGGGAAACGUCAAACGAGGGAUCGGACAAGCCGCUUCGCGAAGCGGAAUCCGAGACCUCGAGGACUAAGUGACGGAGAGAUUGGAAUCACUGUGAUCGUGGAAAAUGGACACAAAUCUAAUGGAAGAUAAUGUUAAUACAGUGUAGAACAGAACGCGCGGCGCGAGCUGGAGCUCGACACACCGUAUUUACCACAGGCAUACAGAUACACUGAAACACACACACACACACACCCACACAUGUAUACAAAUGUACACAUCCCUUCCGGGCAACGCAAAUGUUUAAAUGACGUCGUAAAAUUCUCCGGACGUCUUUCACAGGCGUCUCUCAGACUUUUGCGUUGUUUGCUGAUGCGCAUACGUGUCUUGUGAGGUACGAAAAACACACACACACACACACACACACAAGAAUAAAUUAGAUAAUUCGUGUAAGAUAUAUUUCUCUAGCGAGACGGAAGCGAAUGUGAUUCUGCGCGAGUGCGAAAAUUGCGUAUGCUUGCGCGAGCGGCGGAGUCGCCUGUAAAUAUAUCUGUGUCGUAUUCGACUCCGUGAAAGAAAGAGAGAGAGAGAGAGAAUGAGAGAGAACGAAACAAUUACCAGUAUACGCACUCCCACCGAGAUGACUCUUGUCCCGCUCGUGAUACCGCCGUCGUCCACGCGUGAGGACGCAAGGAGCGCCGGAUUCGAAAGGAGAGGAGAGGAGGGAGAACCUUAACGAGAGGCGCGCGAAAGGGGAACGCGGGGGGUUCUGUAACACGUGCCGUAGAUGCCCCCGUGAUCUUCGCGUUUUACAGCCACGAAAAAAAAAGGGGGAAACGGACGAAGCAAGACGACAGUCAUCUUUUACACGCAUCCUUCGGAAUUGGAAGAUCGGGGGAAAAAAAAAACGUGAUACCCUCCCCGACUCUCCUCGGGAUAUUCGUUUAAAGAGAGAAUCCACGUUAAAAUUUCCCGUCGCCCCGGUAGCCACCGGUUGAAUUCCCCUCCCCUCGUGGCCCUUCUAGUCUCGUGAAAUUUCCGUUGUGUCGUUACGUCGCGAGUCGGAUGCGCGCGAUCGGCGUUACGGCGUUACGGCGUUACGGCGACAGCCGAUACCAAAGAUUAAAUUAAAGACAUUAGGUUUAAGAACCCCCCCGGGGGCGAAAAGCGCCGCGGAGAGAUUCAGUUUUAGACAGCCCGAAUUACGUGUCACACGGCGAAUUACUUUUCGUAAGCUCUAUCGACGAAUCUUCGUGAGGAUAGCGAGGGGCAACGGUGAAUUCGGAUCGCUUGGUCCUCCGAAACAGGCGGACAGUUUCGUAAAACGGUACUCAAAAAAAAAAGGAUAUUACUUUUUUAAUAUUCUAUCGAUUGUUCACCCAUUGACAAUAUCAUCUUAAUUUUUCAUUUUCAUUGACGAUGUCGAAGUAGCGAGGCUCAAAGUGAUUUACGGCGAGAGGAGGAAGGGGAGGAAAGGGACUGUCAAGCAUUCCGUAAUCCGCCGUUGUUCGAGCUGCUCCUGUCGGAGCAGAGCGUGGGGCUUAGUCACUUAGCUUUAACGCUUCAAUGCCAAAAAUACAGGCGGCGCGCUUAUCUAUACCAAAACGCCAAAAAAAACGGCACACGUUCGUAAACGUACGGAGAAGCCGAAAAGGAGACCGACGGAAACGCGCUUGCCGCCGCGGCGCGUUAUUAACUGCGAGCUCGUAACGCUAUUAACUGUGAGCAAUUUCCCGCGACGCGCCGGAAACGCCGGUCCGUCUCAUUCUCGCGCGUCACAUCCGGGCUUUCUCUCGUUCGCGGCCGGUUGCGCUUGAAAAUAACUGUAAUGCUACACUACUACACCACUUCUCUCAUCCGUGUCGUAGCCAGUAACGGCAGCAACAAUUUGUUUAUCUCGCGGAUACUCUACGUAAUCUUGAUUUAUUUUAUGCCGAACUGGAUCGAAAAUUAUCAUUACAGUUAUUUUUGAAAAAAAAAAAGAGAAGAUUAACUACUGUGAAUCUGUGAACGGAGCUAUAAUCACCUGUCCGUUUGGCAUGCGAGAGAAAGUACGCGUGACGGGAAAUUGAUUCAUCAUGGAAACACUUGUAAAUUAUCGAGGGACAAACAACGGUUUCGGACCCGACGACUGUCGCACCGCGUUAGUACAAAGGUCCUGCGACACGGCGGAGGGGGAGGACACAGGUCGGAGGACGACAGAGGCGCAAGCAGCACGAGGCGAAAAGGACAUUGUCUCCCUACGUAGGACGGAGAAGACGACCGGGGACGACACUUUCCCGUUUUUUAUCCAUCUGUAUAUAAUAUCACUUACAUAGGGCUCUAUUAAUAAUAAUUACGGACCGCCCGUCCCCCCCUCGCGAGGGGGGAGGGCGGCAGCUCCCAUUACUACCGAGAAAAUAUAACAUUCUUAUAAAUACAACCUGGUGUAUUCCAA
Molecule: messenger RNA, 4211 nt
Organism: Monomorium pharaonis (pharaoh ant)
Lineage: Eukaryota; Metazoa; Arthropoda; Insecta; Hymenoptera; Formicidae
Product: LIM domain only protein 3
Exons: 5
Coding region: 823-1569 (248 amino acids)
Biological process (GO): positive regulation of transcription by RNA polymerase II
Cellular component (GO): nucleus
Molecular function (GO): DNA-binding transcription factor binding; transcription coactivator activity
Source: RefSeq, a predicted model, not a curated record